Prosopis cineraria is the source of this 2231-nucleotide messenger RNA. RefSeq names its product growth-regulating factor 7-like. NCBI's taxonomy places the organism in Eukaryota, Viridiplantae, Streptophyta, Magnoliopsida, Fabales, Fabaceae. Gene Ontology annotation, biological process: developmental process; DNA-templated transcription; regulation of DNA-templated transcription. The transcript is spliced from 4 exons. Gene Ontology annotation, cellular component: nucleus. Bases 513 to 1877 code for a protein of 454 amino acids. Gene Ontology annotation, molecular function: ATP binding. The record is from RefSeq and is a predicted model, not a curated record.
AUCGCUGCUAUCUUCCAUAUGAAAAAUACAAAGAAGAUAGAGGAUUGAGGAUCUGGAGCCUUACAUGCAGAAAAUGAUAGAUACCACAAUGAUGAUGAGAGAGAAGGGGGCAACUUUUUACUAAUUUGUCUGCUAGCGUGUGGUGCGAAUGUUGGAAGUAUGGAAGCAAAUCAAAGGCCGAGAAUGGCGGCAACCCAUUACUCAAUCAUAAAAUCCCGCAGCAUCCUCACCCCGCCUCUCUCCAUUAUGCAGUAACAAGUGCUGCUAGGAUAUAGACACACACACACACACAGGGGGGGGGGUGGUAAUACUCCCAUAGCAACGUACUGUUAGAUAGACAUCCAAUUCCGAAGGCAAGGUGCGUCUUGCUCACCUGAAAAGCUGGGUUUAGCUAAGAGCUGAGUGGGCGUGGAAGUAAGAGAUUCUUUCGGAUGGCAAAGUGGUUUCAUUAGUCUUUUCUGUAUUUCCUUCUUCUUCUUCCUUUUUUUUUUUUUUUGUGCCUUCUAUGAGAUAUGGGUGAAUUUGGCGUUUCGGACAAGGAAGCUGCAAAGAAUAGCAGCUAUGGUGUUGUUGGGCCGGGUGUGACGGCGCAGAAGCAGAACCUCGAAGCGUUCCCUAGUAAGACCAUGAUAAUGAGGGUUGACGAUCCUCCACUAUAUGGUCCCUCCUUUGUUUCUGGUGGAGACGGUGAUGGUCCUAAAACUUGUGAGUCCCUGACUAAUUAUGCAAACCAUUAUCUUAAUGCCGCUUCUGCUUCUGGUGCUGCACUUGCUAGACCCUUGCAGCCUUUUCACGUUUCUGCCGCAACCGCCUUCAAAUCCUCAGCAGGAGGGAUGAUGGCGGCCUCGCUGGGAUUUCCUUUCACAAAAGCACAAUGGAAGGAGCUUGAAAGACAAGCUAUGAUAUACAAGUACAUGAUGGCUUCUAUUCCUGUUCCUCCUCAUCUGCUCAUCCCCGUGCCUGCUUCUCGCUCUCCCUUGGAUGCUGGCUUCAAUCUAAGGUUUUCAAGCAGUAGUGAUGCAGAACCAGGGAGAUGCAGAAGAACAGAUGGGAAAAAAUGGAGAUGCUCAAAAGACGUGGCCCCUAACCACAAGUAUUGCGAGCGACAUAUGCACAGGGGUCGCCCCCGUUCAAGAAAGCUUGUGGAAAUUCAAGCCACCGCCGACAAUAAUCAGCAAAUCAACGGAACUAGCCAUGAUUAUUCUUCUUUAUCUCCUCCUACCAUGGCCAUCUCUCACUCCACAAUCCGUAAAGGUGGGUGUUCACCUCCGUUUCUUGCGUCUGCCACCACCAGUCAGCCACACUAUGGAUCUUCCCUUUCUCUAGAUAAGCUUGGCGUCAAAGCUGCAAAUUUUGAUUCCCUUGCUUCUGUUCCGAGAGGAUUGGACUGGAUGCUGAAAGGAGACCCUAAUCCCAUGGAUCCACAAUGGCAUCCGCCGAUGCAGAACAAACGGGGAUCGAAUAGGGGAAGUUGCUGCAACAAGGACGCCUCAAUUUCAAGUACUCAUUCCAAGGGCCCUCUGUACAUGAAUCCUAACGGUGUUUUCAGCUGUGAAGUAGAGCAACACAAGAAGCGCUCCCCUCUGUACCUCAGCCCUGUUGGAGUGCCUCUGGAGAAUCCUCGGCGGGUAAAACCAAGGGCUUUCAUUGAUGCUUGGUCGAGCGCGCAAAUCAAUGGCAGCAAAGGGAGCUCUGUUGCAUCAAACGAUAGGCUAUCGCUCUCUUCGCUUGAUCUGCCGGUGGGUAGUGUGGGUGUGGAGGAAGGCACGGGUUCUGUUCGUGUGGGCUUGGGCCAUAUGGAUUCCCCUGCAACCUGGGCGGCAGGCUCAACACCUGGGGGCCCACUUGCGGAAGUGUUGAGGCCCAGCAAGGUUUGAGAGCCCUGUGGGAACGAUGGCGUCAUCUCCAUCAGAAGUGGCCUUGCUUGUUUUAAAUUUAGUCACACCGAAUUGCCUUGUUCAUUAUAUCAUAUUCCCCACAAAGGAUUUGGGUUUUGGACUGUGUUUCUGGGCGAAUAGAAUAUUUUCUGCAACAUUUUCUCUCUCUUGUUGGAGUAAGGCCGUCCCGUGUCGUUGACAUACUAUAUCCUGACCUUAGCCAAUGCCGACUAUCCGUUCGCUCCCCGGCCCCCAAUUUCUUUUUUAUUUUUUGAUCAAAAAGAGCAAUCAGCUUGCUAAAGCGUAAUUUUAUGAAUUCUCAGCAGCUUCUGGGUGCCCGUCUGUUUAUAUCCA